This is a messenger RNA of Rhinolophus ferrumequinum (greater horseshoe bat), 1676 nucleotides long. It is a transcript of the gene RNASE6, whose product is annotated as ribonuclease A family member k6. Gene Ontology annotation, molecular function: RNA nuclease activity; nucleic acid binding. Gene Ontology annotation, biological process: antimicrobial humoral immune response mediated by antimicrobial peptide; innate immune response; defense response to Gram-positive bacterium. The record is from RefSeq and is a predicted model, not a curated record. Bases 255 to 719 code for a protein of 154 amino acids. Lineage: Eukaryota; Metazoa; Chordata; Mammalia; Chiroptera; Rhinolophidae. The transcript is spliced from 2 exons.
CUCUUCCUGUGUCUUCAGUGAGAGCGAUACUAUUGUAAUCAGCGAGUUUGAAGGUCUGAGCAUCUCAUCCACACUGUGCACAAAAAGUUCGUCUUCCCUCGGUUUCUCUUUCCUACGGGCUCAGAACUCUUCCCUUGUCGCAAGCAGGCAGUUCUGGCAUGCCUGGGAGAGGAGCAGCCUACGAAAGCCUCUGAGCCUGCACCUAACUACUGCUUCUGUUCUCAGUGGGAGCCCCGGUGUGGAGACCUGAAAAGAUGGUGUUAGAUCUCCUGGACGGCUUUCCUGUCCUCCUAUUGCUGCUGGGAUUGUGGGGGCCAAUGUGUCCACUUUGGGCUUUGCCUGAGAAUCUUACCAAGGCUCGUUGGUUUGAAAUUCAGCAUAUACAGCCAAACCCUCUCCAAUGUAAUGAGGCAAUGCGUGUUGUUAAUAAUUAUACUCAGCACUGUAAGCCUCAAAACACCUUUCUGCAUGACUCCUUCAAGAGCGUGGCUGCUACCUGUGAGUUGCCCAAGAUGCUUUGCAAGAAUGGCUGGAACAAUUGCCACCAGAGUCCAAAGCCUGUUAGCAUGACCAACUGCAAUCUCACUGCAGGGAAGUAUCCUGACUGCCGCUACAACGGUGCUGUCCAAUACAAGUUCUUCAUUAUUGCCUGUGACCCCCCUCAAAAGAGCGACCCUCCCUAUCAGCUGGUUCCUGUACACUUAGAUAAGAUUGUUUAAAGUUUCCGUCACUUUUCCUCUCACUUGAUACAGGUUCUAUUAUGAUCUCUUCUGCCUUUUCUUUUGUUGAUUUCCCUGAUUCCCAUAGAAGAAAAAGGGAAAGUGUUGGAAGGAUUAGCGUGCCAAGGAUUCAAGACCAGAGUUGGGACAAAAAGAAAUAGGAUUCUUUUCUGCUUUUGAGCUCUGUGUAUUUCAAAGGAAAGCAAUAGGGAAGAGGGCAAACAAGGGUCCAGACCUCCAUAUUUUUAACCUUGGAACUCCUAUCAAUCUUUGUUGCACUGUAUUCAUAGCAAUAAAACCACUUUCUCCUGCAUUCUAAUGAGUGUGAGUAUGACUGUUUGAGAUCUCUUUCACACUAUUGCCAGCCUGGAGAGAUCUAGACCUGCCUAUGCCAGUAUUCCAAGGAGCACUAUUUUGGCUCUAGGUGUAGGGUAGGAAAAAUAAUUUUUCCUCUAUUCUUCUAGGUUCUUGGCUGAGAACCCCUAUAAUAAAAAAGACAGAUUAAUAGAAAACUAUUUUAAUUAUGUAUGUAUAUACGGGAGCCCCAUAAAGAUAUGGGACUCAAAAGGUGGCCAGAGGAUUGAGCCUUAUAUGCCAUCCUGAGCUGAGGAAAAGGAUAGGGGUCUAGGGCUUCAAAGGGAAGGAAGGCAAUCACAGGAAGGAGAGAAGAAUAAAUGUAUGGUAAACAAAGUUUGCCCUGCCAUGGAGACAAGUCUCCCAGAAGAAGUGAUCUCUGGUAAAGCCUUUCUUCCUGGUACAGGCCUCCUGUCUAAUGUAAACUUCCCUUAUAAAAGGGUAACUUCCACUCUGUUUUCAGAGCUUCUCCUGUGUCUGCCGUUCCUGAAAAUAAUCAGCUCAAAAUAAUCCUUAUGCCAAAGGGGCAUAUUUUGGGAUGACAUACUCUGUUCCCCUUCAUAGGUCACUUUCACAGAGGGAGUUUCAGUUUCUUUGUCAACC